AUGGCGAGCAAAGGUUGUGUCACCCCACUUAAAGUGCCAGUGAACCAAGCACGUUGUCUACUAAGCAGAAGCCAAUGCAAGAAGACCAUCAUUAGCUACUCAAGAUUGUCAUCUUCAGCCAGUUCAGAGAGCAGCAGCAAAACUCUACUGGGCAAACCUUGUAGUAAAAGAUUCAAAAAGUCCAGUGUUCUUGUAACUUUACAGAAUGAAUUUGGAACAAACCCUGAGAAUGACGAUGUUUUGUCGAGUUUUAAGGACACUGCAAUCCAGCAAUUACAUUCGUUCUAUCAGUUUUCUCGUCCUCAUACUGUGAUUGGCACUCUUAUAGGGAUAACAUCAGUUUCUCUUCUACCAGUAGAAACAAUAUUUGAUUUGUCUCCCACGUUUUUUAUGGGAUUGCUGAAGGCAUUGGUGCCAUCAGUGUUGAUGAACAUUUACGUGGUUGGACUGAAUCAAUUAUUUGAUGUUGAAAUAGACAAGUAUCGGCUGUGGCAGGGGCUGAUUGAUGGGGUUUGGUUGUUACAGCUUAAGGUAAACAAACCUUAUCUCCCACUUGCUUCUGGAAAUUACUCAAUGAGAACCGGUGUCGCAAUUGUUUUGGCCUGUUUAUUGACAAGUUUUGCAAUGGGAAUUAUGUUUCGAUCACCACCACUACUUUCUGCUCUGCUCAUAAGUUGUGUACUUGGGAGUGUGUAUUCUAUUGAACUUCCUUUACUUAGAUGGAAGAAACAAGCAUUUCUUGCUGCAACUUGCAUCAUGAUCGUGAGGGCUAUUGUCGUUCAACUUGCGUUCUUUAUACACAUGCAGAAAUUUGUUCUUGGCAAACCAAUAGCAGUGACCGAAUCAUUGAUGUUUGCAACUGCCUUCAUGUGCUUCUUUUCUGCUGUUAUUGCCCUAUUCAAGGAUAUACCUGACGUUGACGGUGACAGAGAUUUUGGUAUUCAGUCCUUCAGUGUCAGCCUAGGCCAAGAAAGGGUCUUUUGGCUUUGUGUUAACAUGCUGCUGAUAGCAUAUGGAGCUGCUGUGGUUGUAGGAGCUUCCUCUACAUUCCUACCAAGCAAAUUCAUCACGAUAUUAGGCCAUUGUACGCUAGCAUUCGUUCUGUGGCUUCGAGCACGAACGGUUGACCUUGCCAGUAAAGAAUCCAUAACUUCUUUCUACAUGUUCAUCUGGAAGGCAAGUCAAAUCUCUCUCUGCUCAAGCUUAGCUAGCUGCCUUUAUACAGGAUAUUCCAUGCUAACUUCCAUUAAUGCUUUGCUAUUCCUGUUACAGUUAUUCUAUGCUGAGUACUUCCUCAUUCCAUUUGUUCGCUGA
Molecule: messenger RNA, 1314 nt
Organism: Dovyalis caffra
Lineage: Eukaryota; Viridiplantae; Streptophyta; Magnoliopsida; Malpighiales; Salicaceae
Source: the annotation of a GenBank genome assembly